GCGGUGCUUGAGCGUCACUGGCGGGAGCAGAGCUGUGGAAGAUGGCGUCUGGGUCCGCGGCCACCGGGAAGAGAAAGAACAGCGGCAACCUGGCCGUGCUGACGAGCAAGCGGGAGCCCAGCGUCAAGCUGCAGUACCCGGUGAGCGGCCCCGAGCCGCUCGGUUGGUCCGAGGACAAUCGGCUGUCCAUCACCACCGGUAAAAACAUCUACGUGCUGGAGCAGAUCUGCGACAUUCACAACAACGGGCUGGACAUGGUGAUCCAGCGGACCUCGGUGCCGGCGCCCAGCCAGAGCUGCUCGCUUAAGGUUGGCUCUCAAGCAGAAGUAAAUGAAUGCAAGAAGAAGUUCUUGAAUAAAAGAGAUCCAACACUAAGUCACUCACUAAUGAUGGACAGGAUCUUUAAUCCUGAAGGUGGUGCAUUGUCACCCUUACGAGGAUUUAAAUUCACCAGUUGGUCCCCCUUGGGUUGUGAUAUAAAUGGAAGGUGCUUAUUGGCAUCUUUGACACUGGAUAAUAGAUUGUCCAUCCAGGUGAAUGUAAAUAGGCUGCAGUGGACACCAGCUUUAGAUAUUACAGAAGUGUACGGUGAAAUGUUAUACGAGAACAAAUAUGGACAUUUGGAUGCAGACUUGGAUGAGGAGCUGAAGAAUUUCUCGGAAUUCCAAAGGAGACACUAUAUGCAAACUCCUGUCAGAAUGGAAUGGUCCAGUAUUUGCAAUACCCAACGUGUAAAAGCCAACAACGAGUGUGAAGAUGUGGGUACAGUUCUGUUGGCUGUCCUACUUGAAAAUGGUGAUGUUGUCAUAUGGCAGUUUUUGAUCCCAUUUCAUGGCAAAGAUUCAAUCAUUGCAUGCAGUACGAUUGAAUCAGGCAUUAAUGACCCAAGUGUUCUGUCUUGGUGGGAAUAUGAGCACGGGAGUCGCAAAAUGAGUGGCUUGAUUGUUGGUAGCUCCAAAGGACCUGUUAAGAUUCUGCCAGUCAACUUGAAAUCAGUGAAAGGAUACUUUACUCUCAGGCAGCCAGUGGUUCUUUGGCAAGAGAUGGAUCAGUUACCCGUGCAUAAUAUUAAAUGCAUAUCUCUCUCCCACCCAUAUCAGAAAUGUAGCUGCAGUUUGGUUGUUGCAGCCAGAGGAACGUAUGUUUUCUGGUGUCUGUUGUUAAUAUCCAAAGCAGGACUCAAUGUUCACAAUUCUCAUGUAACUGGCCUCCACACACUUCCCAUUGUAUCUCUGACUGCGAACAAACAAACCGGGAGUUUCUACACCUGCUCUGUCGAUGGAACCAUCCAAAAGUUGACUCCAGUCUUCACAGAUGUAGCAGUGAAGUUUGACCAUGUUUUAAUCAAGUUACCAGAGUCAAUUGGCUCCGUGAGACUUCAUGGAAUCUGUCUGAGCCCCAAUGAUGCUUACAUGGCACUUGUGACAGCGGAAGGUAUAAAUAAUGGCCUCCAUCCAGCUAGCCGCACGUACCAGGUGCAGUUUAUUACAUUAAAAACUCCAGAAGAAGCAGCAUCUAAGCUUUUGGAAUCGUCCAUCCACAACCUAUUCAAACAGGUGGACUUGCUUGAUCUUGUACGCUGGCGAAUAUUGACAGAUAAGUGUAUUCCCCCAGACCUUGAUGAAGCUUUAGACCAUAAGCUCCAGACAAAUCCAUUAAGCUACCUAUGGCGGCUAAAACUUUUCUUUUUAAAGAUCUUAUUUCAGACAUUACAGAAGAAUCCCGCUGAAACACUUUGGAGGCCAAAUCAUCAGGAAUCAAAGGUUCUGCUGUGUGAUAAUUCUGUAUUGUUAAAUGAAAAAAGUCGACGGCCUGACGAAGCAGAGACAAGUGCAAAGGAAGGUCAAUCAAGUCGAGUGCUUGGGUGUCAAGCGGAAGACUCGCCUGUGGACCCAAAAGUAGACAAAUCUGAAGAACAAAUUCGGGAGAGGAUUUCAAGGAAAUUGAAUGAGAUUCAGAGUAGGAUUGAAGAUGUGGAGCUCCACUUGACUCGUGAACACAUGAAAAGAGUCCUUGGCGAAGUGUACCUCCACACCUGGAUAACUGAGAACACCAGUAUCCCAACCAGGGGCAUUUGUGACUUUUUAACUUCUGAUACCAGCUACGAUGAUAGGACAGCUAAGGUUUUGAUUUCGCAUAAUUUGAAGAAAUUGACCAAACAGACGUUUCCUGAGCACUGCUCUCUCUGUAAAGAGGUUCUGCCGUUUACAGAUCGCCGCAAGGCAGUCUGCCCCAAUGGACACAUUUGGCACAGAUGUAUAUUGACGUACCACGCGUGUCAGAGUCUGACGUAUCGCAGAUGUUUGCUACAUGACAGCAUUGCUCGACAGCAGUUGCCUUCAGAUCCUGACUGGAUAAAGCGCCUGCUUCAGAAUCCUUGUACGUACUGUGACUCUCCUCUCUUCUGACAAAGUUACAUAUUAUGGACAAAGGGAGAUCUGAGCACACUUUUGUGUCUUAAAUUUAGAAUUGAGAAGAUAAUGCAUGAAAUAUUUACCCUGCUGUCAAGGGUAUUGGCGUAUUCCACGAUAGUAUUGUUCUCUCUCUAAAGGCAUCCAGAGAUGAAGCUCUCUGCUUCUGAGGCACGAGAGGAAAGGUGGAGGAUUCUUGGCAUCGUGCUCAUCAUUUCAGCGGACAUGGUCUUCCUCAUCCACUCGCAUUAUUUUGAAGUAGAAAAUUAAUGUAAAUGAUUGCUAUAGUUGGAAAAAACCCAGUAGGUUGAGACAAUUUAAAGUAGAGUUCAGUAUACAUUAGCGACACAGUGGUGCUGGUUUCCAAAAGGGACGGUGGCGGACGCACCACACACCUCUGUCCACCAGUUCCUGCGGACAUCCGCCACUGGAAGUAUAGGAUUUUGGUGUGUGUGCUUUAUCAUCAUUCCUUACAAUCCUAUGUACGACAGUGAUCGCAACUUCUACUGAAGUGUGGAUGGCCGUUGGCUCGAUAGAAGCUCAUCUGCCCUUUGACAGGUCUUGUUUUUGGUUCUGCUGGGGGUCCACAGCCCCCUCCUCACCUGGUAAACCAGGUGGGGAGACGGUUUAGUCGCCGUCUAUCCGACCAUGGAGCAGGUAGCACGGGAUUACAUGGUCCCUGUGGCGGGGGGGGGAUCUCCCCCCCGACCUGACCUGCAAAUACAAAUAACAAGGAAUAUCUGAAGUAAAAUAACACGUGAAGUUUUCACAUAAUGAAUUGAAAUAAUGAAGUUAAUCUGUUCUUGCCUACUAUUGCAUCUGCAAGAAUUGUUACAUUUGACUCUAAAACUGUCUUUGAGAACAAUGCAGAAAGGAAACUUUAUAUUUCCCCAUUAGAGGGUGUGAAUAAAAUGUAAUGCAUUUGGGAAAUUGUGCUCAAUCCAAGGUUGCAAGUUCUGACUGUUGAUGAAUGACACAAAAUCAGGCCCUGGAACUGUAAUCGAUGGUGGUGGAGUGGGGAUGACAGUAGGGCGAGGAGGAUCGUGCUGGACUUUGGCAAGUAGCAGCUGUAAAGUGACCCCGUUUUUGAAACAUAAGGCGGGAGAAAUGAAAUACCUUAACACACUAUUUGCCUUCAGAGGAUCUGUUCCUGACAAUUGGUCACUAGCUUGAAAGGGUCCAUUUGACUUUUUUAUUUGUCAUCAAUUAAAGUAUGGUUUCAUAUUUUAAAGUUUUUUUACUUUUGUUUCAUGACUACAUUUGUGAACACAAUUUAAGACUUCGUAAACUACUUUUCGUACAAUAAAAAAUGUUUUCUCAAUAAACCUGUUACUUUUUGGAUAAAAUGUAUCAUCUUAUAAAAUAUAAAUGUAAAAUCUUGGGCAUC
Molecule: messenger RNA, 3798 nt
Organism: Amblyraja radiata (thorny skate)
Lineage: Eukaryota; Metazoa; Chordata; Chondrichthyes; Rajiformes; Rajidae
Gene: gtf3c4
Product: general transcription factor IIIC, polypeptide 4
Exons: 5
Coding region: 42-2408 (788 amino acids)
Biological process (GO): transcription initiation at RNA polymerase III promoter
Cellular component (GO): transcription factor TFIIIC complex
Molecular function (GO): histone acetyltransferase activity
Source: RefSeq, a predicted model, not a curated record